AUGAAUAAUCAUAUAAAGAAUAGAUUUAUAUUUAGUGGAUAUGACGAUCAAUCGAGUGAUUAUAAUGAUUUAAACAAUGAGCAAUCUUGUAGUAAUAGUAAUCACCAAGAACUAAUAGAAUCAGGUAGAUUAGCAAGUGACUUCUAUCGGGAACAAAUUGCAAAGCGUCAGAGCAAUGAUCUUCUAUUCAACCCAACUCUUAAAAGAAUAGAAAUGUAUGAAGCUAAAUUACAAAAUCAAACUAGAACAACAACAACAGUAGCAGCAGCAGCAGCAGCAGCAGCAGCAGCAGCAACUACUACUACAAUAGAAAUAAAUAAUAGUGAUAGUAAUGUUAAAGAUAUCAAAGAUAUUAUGAUACACUUUUAUCAUUGUGAAAGUUGUAAUAUCGAUGUAUCUAUCGAUUUAAAGCAAGAGCAUAUCACAUCAACAGUUCAUUUAUUAGCUAGCAACGUUAUUGGCACACCAAAGAAUCAUUUUCAUAUCUCUCAGCGAAAUAGAGGUUACAAGUUGUUGACAGAGAAGUAUGGUUGGGAUGAAGAACAAGGUGGUCUAGGAAAAGAUAAUCAAGGAAGACUAUAUCCUCUAUCGACAUCGUUGAAGCAUGACAAGAGUGGUAUAGGUAAUCCCACCAGCAAGUUAAAAGUAACUCAUACUGCACAUGACAUUUCAAUGUCAAAGCAAAGUUCUAAAACAAGAGCAGGCCGCAGUGGUGGAAGAAGAACAAAGAAAUCAAAGAAAUUAAAACAACAACAGCAACAACAAGAAAAAUCAAAGAAAAUACAAUCAUUUAAUCAAUUAUAA
Molecule: messenger RNA, 804 nt
Organism: Heterostelium album PN500
Lineage: Eukaryota; Evosea; Eumycetozoa; Acytosteliales; Acytosteliaceae
Exons: 1
Coding region: 1-804 (267 amino acids)
Molecular function (GO): nucleic acid binding
Source: RefSeq, a predicted model, not a curated record